AUGGCGCCGACCACGCACGACGCGGUGGAAGAGGCGUCGGGAUCUAGGUCAAGGGCAGAGCGACGGCGGCACCGCCACGAGCCCGCGGUGACUGAUCACCUAUCGGGGGCCAUCCAACCAGAAGCUGAGCCAUCAUCGCAGCAAGGCAAGAGGAAAGCCGCCCUUGAGCAGUCCGAAGGCGAGGGGCGGAAGAAGAAGCGUAAGAGAACCCAGAAGAGCCACAGAAAGAAAGCCGCUGCCUCAGCGUCAACAGGCGCGCAUGCCUCUGACUCUGAGGCCUCCUCUACGGUCAGCCCUCCUCUGCGUUUUCCUCGUAUGCCCAAUCCCGAUGACUUCGGUGGACGGGGUGCACCUGGCUAUCAUGCUGCGAAUGAUGUCUAUUUUGACUUGGUGGGGAAGUACCAUGAGAAAAUGAAGCGCCAAUGUGAGCUUGUCACACUUGAUACUUCUAUUCCUUUCUCGUCGUUGGUAACAGAAGGUCAAUUGAGGAGUGUUCGUGAAUCCGCAACAAAAGCGGUUCUCCAAGUAGCUAAAGUUAUUCUUAGUCUCUCAUCCUAUAUCGAUGGUAAACUGAUGGCACGUUCAUCUGGUUUUCUUAUUGGUUGGGAUGCGAAGAGUAGAGAAGGCACUGUUUUAACAUCAGCACAUAUAAUCUGCUCAAAAUAUACGAGCCAGUGGUCUGGUACAGAUGAGUAUUCACCUAAUGCUAAGGUUGUUGCUCAUUUGUUAGAUCAAGAUGAGACUACUGUGCCUGCACAAUUGCUUCAUUAUGACAAGCACAUCAAUAUGGCUCUGUUUACAGUUGGUAUAGAGUCAUGUGCUAAAAUUCCUGAAUUCAAUAGUGAUGUGAAAUAUGGUCAGGAAACAUUUGUGAUGGGUAGAGAUGAAAAUCUAAAUUUGACUGUUGAUUAUGAGUUUGUUGGAUUUCAUGGCCCAAAUCUACAUGAACGUCCUCACUAUAUGUUCACUGGUGGUGCAAUUAGAAAGUCUAGCAUUGGAGGGCCAGUAAUUGACUUCAGUGGGGAAGUUUUGGGGAUGGCUAACUUUCCAGGAUCAGCUUUUAUUCCUUCCUCUAUUAUAUCGAGGUGCUUGGCUAUGUGGAAGAAAUAUCAGUGUAUCCCUCGGCUGCAUUUUGGGAUGAAGUUUUCACCCAUUAAAUUUCUAGAUCCGAUUCAUGUGGAGAGGAUCUUUCGUAAGUGCAAUGUUGAUUCAGGUCUAAUAGUUGAAGAGGUGUCUAAUGGAUCAGUUGCAGAGGAGCUAGGAGUUAGACGUGGUGAUAUCAUUUACUCCGUAAAUGGAAAGUGCAUUGCUACCACUGUUGAGUUGGAAAGCUUAAAUAUGAGCAUAUGCGAGAAUCAUCUUGAUCAAGGAGGAACCAUCGGUUCCUGGAUAGACAUACCGGUUGGUAUAUUGCACAUGCGGAAAGGUCAUAAAGGUCCAAGUCGCACUUUAAGUCUGAGAUUAAAUGUAUCAGAUGGCAUAGAGGUGUUCGCAAGUCUUCUGACUCCUUUCGACUAG
Miscanthus lutarioriparius is the source of this 1518-nucleotide messenger RNA. The record is from the annotation of a GenBank genome assembly. NCBI's taxonomy places the organism in Eukaryota, Viridiplantae, Streptophyta, Magnoliopsida, Poales, Poaceae.